Molecule: messenger RNA, 420 nt
Organism: Raphanus sativus (radish)
Lineage: Eukaryota; Viridiplantae; Streptophyta; Magnoliopsida; Brassicales; Brassicaceae
Product: protein RALF-like 9
Exons: 1
Coding region: 120-353 (77 amino acids)
Source: RefSeq, a predicted model, not a curated record
UCCAAAUACAAUUAAAUAUAUAAAUACAAAAUAAUUGAGCUCCUAAUCGGGGUUUUUUUAUAAACUAUUUAUUUAUUUAAUUUAUUUGGAAAAUAACAACACAAAUAAUUAAUAAUAAUAUGGGGAUAUCUAAAACUAUUAAAGUUAUUUUCUCUCUGGCUCUUGUGGUGUUCUUGGCUCUAGCAGCAACCAAGAUAGAGGCAAGAUACAUAGAUUAUGGUGCCCUUCAUCAUGGAGAUCCCAGUUUCGGUUGUAGUAAACUACACCCUCAAUUCUGCAAGAAGCAAGAAGCCAAUCCAUAUGCGAGAGGUUGCGAGACUGUAGAACGUUGCGACCGUGGCCAGAAAAAGUGAAUCAACCAAGUUAGAGCAUCACUUUUUGGUUUAUUUUGAAAAUGGAAACCAUAUAUUAUCAAAUGAU